This is a messenger RNA of Durusdinium trenchii, 1181 nucleotides long. NCBI's taxonomy places the organism in Eukaryota, Dinophyceae, Suessiales, Symbiodiniaceae. The record is from the annotation of a GenBank genome assembly.
AGGUGGUGCGGGUCUUGCCUGCCUUCUUGGGUGCUCGAGAAGGUCUUUGCACCGCGCUGCGCUGGCGCGAGGCACUUGUGGCGGUGACCCGGCACCAGCUGGUGGGUCCUGAGGCGCGCUUGGCGGCCGAGCGUUUGGAACGACGAUUGCAUCGAGUCUUAGGCCUUUGGUUUCAUGAAGGCUUCUUGAGGACCUACGAGGUGACUUCCGAAGCUUCGGAGGAGGUCCGCCAAGCUGUCGCAUCGAUUGCAAAGGGCAGUCCUUCACCGCCAAAGACGCGGUGCUUUGCCAUUUCGUUGCCUCAAAUGGCCGAGGCUGGCACACCUUUGCCGCUGGCGGCCCUGCACGCCGAGUUUGAGGGCGAUAGAACUGCUCCGCGGAUCUGGGCGGGGCCCAGCGUUUGCGGUGAUGCGUUCAAGGGUUUGGGCUUGGAGCGUCUCCUCCUGCGGCAAUCAAAGGCGCGGUUGCGGGAAGAGUCAAACUCCAAAGAGCUCUUGGCCACUUUGCCGCUGCAUGGCUUUCGUACCUGGCUCCGUCGCACACCAACAGCUGGAGCGAAUUUUCCCGACGAGGUCCAAGCGCUCUUGGAAGCGUCUCGUCACUUCAAGAGCAGCUUGCGCUUCAAAGACCUGGGAGGUGAUGAGAUCUUCUUUGAGGUCGAUGGCGCUCUGAAGGUUCAGAUCAAUGCGGAACAUGCCAAGCACGUUCAGCGUGUCAGGUUCGACUCCUCGGCCAUGCUGAUUCUGCUGUCAGAGGGCGCCAUGCAAAUCGACUUGCCAGAGGAUGUGGACAUUUUCCAGCUUCAACAACUCUGUGCGUUUGGUGGCCUUUUGACACCAAUGAUGCGCGAGCCCAUCCUGAACCUGGCUUUCCAAUUUCUUUUUUGGCCGGGUGAAGGGCAAGCGAACAACCCAGAUGUUCAUUUCCACUUGGCGGGCGGGGCAGAUUUCGUUUCCUUGCAAUGGCGGGCUGAUGAAUCAUCAAUUGCUUUGGCUGAUUCAUUUGGUCUCCAAGCAACCUUCAACUACCAUCAGGCCCAAGAUGAUGUGUGAUGUGCAAAUGCAAAUUGGAAAUGUGGAUUGCUUUGUCAGGAUUCUGAAGAACAGCGAGCAGACGUUUACAAGCAACAUGGCAUACAUACAAUUCUCAAAUAAAAAAUCCCAUAUAAAAACAAGAUGGAA